Messenger RNA from Benincasa hispida (wax gourd), 1469 nucleotides. RefSeq lists its product as uncharacterized. The record is from RefSeq and is a predicted model, not a curated record. Lineage: Eukaryota; Viridiplantae; Streptophyta; Magnoliopsida; Cucurbitales; Cucurbitaceae. Gene Ontology annotation, molecular function: DNA binding; DNA-binding transcription factor activity.
AUAUAUCUCAUGGUAUAUAUCUAAUUCCAAUAUUAAAAGCAAACAUAUUUCCAAGUAACUUUUAGUUUUAGAUAUAUCAAAAUAUACUCUCUCUUUCUCUCUCUCUUUCUUUAUAUGAAGAUCAUCAGUUCCAGCAAUCAACUUGGAAUUGAGUUCAUGUGUUGAUCCUUUGAAGAGGAAAAUCAGCUUUUCAGAUCCACCCUCACUUCAACAAGUUCCUUCUUUUCCCUCGAGAAUCGGUUCAAACAUUGAAUCUUCAAUCAUUACCUACCAGAGAAAGAUCAUUUCUUCACAUAUUCAUCAGGAUAUGAAGGAACCUCAUCAUCUUCAAUUAAUGUAUUGCAGCAACCUAUUAUUGAAUUUUCGAGAUCGACGAAAACGGAGUCGGAGCGAUGAAAAUGGAGCCGCUGAAGAAAAGUCAAAUCCAUUGAUGUCAUCAAGAAAAUGGUCAUUGUUUGAUUUGAAUGAAGAGGCGAGGGUUGAAGAUGGUGAUGACAUGAGUAUAAUAGAAGAGGUUGAGAAAAACGAAGAAAGAAAAUAUGGAAGCACUUCAACAAAUAAUGAGAACAAUAGUAAUAAUAAUGGAAGAAGGACAGCAGUUAGGCAAUAUGUUAGAUCAAAAGUGCCUCGCCUACGUUGGACUCCUGAGCUUCAUCUCAAUUUUGUGCAUGCCGUUCAAAGGCUUGGUGGCCAAGAAAGAGCAACACCCAAGUUGGUUCUUCAGCUGAUGAAUGUAAAAGGACUUAGCAUUGCCCAUGUUAAAAGCCAUUUACAGAUGUAUCGAAGUAAGAAGCUUGACCAAACUGGGCAAGUUAUACGAGAAGCAUGCGAUGGGUUGAGGUUGAUGCAUGGAGGAGGGAGAUACUACAAUAACAAUAACAUGUUGGUCCAACAAACAACUCAACAUUCUCGUUAUUAUCCACUCACAAGGCAUCUCCAGACUCAAUUUGGAGCUCUUACAACACUUUUACACUCUCACUCACCCUAUCAUCCCAGUCCUUUCAGGCAAGUUUUGGAGCAAAAGAGUAGAUGGAGUAAUUUGGGAGAAAGGGGAUGGAAGAAUAUGAGAAGAAUGAAUAAUAAUAAUAAUGGUAGUGAGUUAAGUAGAGGAAAUUAUUAUUGGGAAGAAGGGUGUGAUGUUCAAAUGAAGAAGAAAGAGAAGAGAUUGAUGUUGGAUGAGCCAGAGCUGGAGCUAGGACUGAGGCAUACAAUUAACACAACUACUGAACAAAUUACCACAGAGCUUUCCCUUUCUUAAAUGCAAUAUAUAUAUUUGUGUGAUGUAAUAUAUAAGGGUUGUGGUUAGAGAGACAGAAUAGGGGUACACCAUUUAGUUUUUUGGUUUAAUUGUUCAGUGCUGAUGAGAGAUGAGAAUAAUGUGGUCUCUUAUUGCAAAAUCACCCACACCCAUAAUUGUAAGGAAUAAUAAUUAUAGGGCAGAAAGAAAAAAAAAAAGAAGUUUUUGGCAA